Anopheles coustani is the source of this 683-nucleotide messenger RNA. Its product is annotated as membrane protein BRI3. The transcript is spliced from 2 exons. The record is from RefSeq and is a predicted model, not a curated record. NCBI's taxonomy places the organism in Eukaryota, Metazoa, Arthropoda, Insecta, Diptera, Culicidae. Bases 84 to 551 code for a protein of 155 amino acids.
AAACAAUUGUGUUUUGAUUAUUCAUAUUACUCACUUUUUAGUUGGCGCUUCACGAACAAGAACAAAGUUUUCUACGAAUCAAAAUGGCCUCACAACAGUAUUCUAAUAAUCCUCCUUCCUACGACCAGGUGGUUGCCGAAAGCUAUCAUCAACAAAUAGCUGCAGCUACGGUUCAUGCAGAACCAUCUGCCCCGAGUGCUUCGUCCGCCUCAUACCCGAGACAAGAGUUCGUACAGCAACAACCGACCGCUCACGCAUUUGUGGCUCCCGUGCAGGGAACCGUGCCAUACUACGGAGCCAUGGAUGGCAAUAAAGUGACCGUGCAGAUAAUGCCUCAGGUGACGACACAACCACUUCCGGGGCAACGGGCCGAAACAAUUACACAACAAAUUAUCGUCGUCAACGGAUGUCCGGCCUGCCGGAUUGGUAUGCUGGAGGAUGACUAUUCCUGCCUGGGAAUAUUCUGUGCCAUAUUCUUCUUCCCGUUGGGUAUUUUGGUAUGUCUGGCGCUACGCAAUCGACGUUGCACGAACUGUGGUGCACAGUUUUAGGGUGGAGGAAUACCAUGAGCUCAUUUAUACGGACAUUUAUUUACUGGAUUGGUAUGUGAUACAGUAUCGAAUUAACCGCUGUUAAGAAACCCUAUUUCAUAGCAGGGAAAUAUACGUUGUUUCAACAGUUUA